Acanthosepion pharaonis is the source of this 1746-nucleotide messenger RNA. NCBI's taxonomy places the organism in Eukaryota, Metazoa, Mollusca, Cephalopoda, Sepiida, Sepiidae. The record is from the annotation of a GenBank genome assembly.
AUGAAAGAUCAGCUGCUAAAUUCUGGUUAUCUCGAUUUUCAUGAGUCAAAUGAAAUCCCGAGUGUCUUCAAUUCACUACCGCACGCGCCGUGGCCGCGUGCCGUCUCCGGCGAGCAACCGACUUCUCUCCAUUCUGUGGCUCAUGUCAAGCAAUACGCAUGCGCGGUACCAUCUCAGUUAACCUGCAACAAUUUCUCGUCAGAAAUUGGCUUUCUCUCUCACUUGCGUUCCCAUUUUUCUUUCCGGCAUCUUCAUUUUCCUGCAUGUAUGUUUGCGUUUUUGCAUGAGGUCCGUUGUUUAUGCAUGUGUCCGACCAUCUGUUUAUUUAAUGUAAAAAUUAUCUAUCUAUCUAUCUAUCUAUCUAUCUAUCUAUCUAUCUAUCUAUUUCUCUCUUCUCUCUCUCUCUCUCUCUCUCUCUCUGUAAUCACGCAUAGAAUGUCGAUGGUAGGUCUUCGUGUCUGUUGUUCUUCUGCUAGAAGAAAGAAUCCUAUUUUUUUCUUUCUCUUCAACCAGCUUCAUUUGCAUUCUUUUGUGUUUCCGCAAAUAUCUUAUUAUUCUUGUUUUUCUUUUUCUUGUUCUUUUUCUUCUUGUUUCUCUUUUUCUUCUUCUUCUUCUUCUUCUUCUUCUUCUUCUUCUUCUUCUUCUUCUUCUUCUUCUUCUUCUUCUUCUACUAAUUUUUUGCUUUCCCAUUGUAACUUUAUUUUACAUCUCUCUCUCUCGCUAUCUCUUUCUCCCUCUAUCUCUCCCACUCUCUCUUUCUCGCUCGCUUAUACUUAUUCUUUCCUUCUCUUUCUGACUUUCUUUCCCUUUUUCUACUCUCUUUUAUUUCAUCUAAUUUCUUACUUAGCCAUUUUAAUUUUCUUUUACAUCUCUCUCUCUCGCUAUCUCUUUCUCCCUCUAUCUCUCUCACACUCUCUCUCUCUCUCUUCCCACUCACUUAUUCUCACUCUCUCUCUCGCUAUCUCUUUUUCCCUCUCUCUCUCUCACUCUCUCUUUCCCACUCACUUAUUCUCACACUCUCUCUCUUUCUCACUCACUUAUUCUCACUAUUUCUCUCUUUCUCACUCACAUAUUCUCACUAUCUCUCUCUUUCCCACUCACUUAUUCUCACUAUCUCUCUCUCUUUCUCACUCACUUAUUCUCACUAUCCCCCUUUCUCUUAUUCUCACUAUCUCUCUCUAUUAUUCUCACUAUCUCUCUUUCUCACUCACUUAUUCUCACUAUCUCUCUCUUUCUCACUCACUUAUUCUCACUAUCUCUCUCUUUCUCACUCACUUAUUCUCACUAUCUCUCUCUUUCUCACUCACUUAUUCUCACUAUCUCUCUCUUUCUCACUCACUUAUUCUCACUAUCUCUCUCUAUCUCUCUCUUUUCCUCUCUUACUCACUCUUAUUCUCCCUCUCUCUUUCUCAUUCUUUAUUUCUCUUUUAUCUUUCUCUAUCUCACUCACUCUUAUUCUCUAACUCUUUUUUCUCUCUCUCUCACUCUUAUUCUCUAACUCCUUUUCUCUCUCUCUCUCUCUCUUUCUCUGUUUUUCUUUAUUUUGUAGUCUUUUUUUUUAUUUCAGCUAAUUUCUUACUUUCUCAUUAUAACUUUAUUAUCUUUUACUCCCUCUCUAACUCCCACUUUUUCUCUCUUUCUCUCUCUCUCCCACUCACCUUUACUCUCCCACUCUCUUUCGCUCUUACCCACUCUCACUCUCUCACUGUCUCUUUCGCUCUUUUUCUUCUCUUUUUUCUUUCUUAA